Messenger RNA from Periophthalmus magnuspinnatus, 813 nucleotides. It is a transcript of the gene prorsd1, whose product is annotated as prolyl-tRNA synthetase domain containing 1. Gene Ontology annotation, molecular function: aminoacyl-tRNA deacylase activity. The record is from RefSeq and is a predicted model, not a curated record. The coding region runs from base 11 to 592 and encodes 193 amino acids. The transcript is spliced from 4 exons. Lineage: Eukaryota; Metazoa; Chordata; Actinopteri; Gobiiformes; Gobiidae.
GCGCGUGCGCAUGCAGCUGCUCAGGUUCUCUCACACUCUGCUCAAACUCUCUCCCAGCCGGUUUUAUCACAGAUAUUCAAGAAUGUCAGAGGAACUACGAGCCGAGCUGGAGAAGUAUCUGCAGAGUCUGAACAUCCAGACCAACUGUGUGGAGCACCCCCCGGUGUUCACUGUGGAGGAGAUGAUGCCUCAUCUACAGGGAGUGAGUGGAGCUGUCUCCAAGAACCUCUUUCUUAAGGACAAGAAAAAGAAAAGUCUCUGGCUGGUGUCUGCCAGACAUGAUCACCAGGUGAACCUCAAUGACCUUGCAAAGAAGCUGGGAGUUGGCAGUGGGAAUUUGCGCUUUGCAGACGAAGCAGUCAUGGUGGAAAAACUCAAGGUUGGCCAGGGCUGUGCCACUGCCCUCUCCCUCCUGUUUGACAAGGAGCAGUGUGUGAAGUUUGUCCUGGACAGUGACCUGGUGGAGGGAGGCCAUGACAUGGUCUACUUCCACCCCAUGACCAAUGCUGCCAGCAUGGGCCUAAAGCCAAAAGACCUGCUCCUCUUCCUCAAGGAGACGGGACAUGACCCCAUCCUGCACAGCUUUGAGUAGACCAGACUCUCACAUCAAACUGUAACCUACCAAACGGCUUUAAAAGGACAAUGUCAUCUCAUCUGACUUCAGCUGGAGAUUAAGAGGAAAUCUGCGGUUCUGAUAUACGCACAGACCUCACUGAAUACUGUUUGGCUAUUGUGCCAACUAAGCAUUUAUUUAAAAGCUAAGCUAAAACGUAUUAGCUUUAUUUUACUUACGUUUUUACUACACAAAAAUAA